GGAGGGAGGCGUGGCCGGCGCCGGCUCUUGCGGCCGAGCUGGGCUGCGGCGUGGGAAAGAGCCGCGAGGAGCUGACCGCGCCGCCGCCGGAGCCGCGCCUGCCGGGGCCCAGGGAGGGAGGGCAGGAGGAGGCAGGCAGGGAGGGCGCUGCGUCCCGCUCUGCGUCCGUGGCUCCGGCCCGGCCGCGCCCCGCGCGGUCUUCUCCGCGAUGAAGCGCCCUUGCGAGGAGACGACCUCUGAGAGCGACAUGGACGAGACCAUCGACGUGGGGAGCGAGAACAAUUACUCGGGGCAAAGUACUAGCUCUGUGAUUAGGUCGAAUUCGCCAACAACAACAUCUCAGAUUAUGGCAAGAAAGAAAAGGAGAGGGAUAAUAGAGAAAAGGCGUCGAGAUCGGAUAAAUAACAGUUUAUCUGAGUUGAGACGACUGGUGCCAACCGCUUUUGAAAAACAAGGAUCUGCAAAGUUAGAAAAAGCUGAAAUACUUCAAAUGACAGUAGAUCACUUAAAGAUGCUGCAGGCAACUGGGGGUAAAGGCUACUUUGACGCGCACGCCCUUGCCAUGGACUUCAUGAGCAUCGGCUUCCGGGAGUGCCUAACGGAAGUGGCGAGGUACCUGAGCUCCGUGGAAGGCCUGGACUCCUCUGACCCCCUGCGCAUGCGCCUGGUCUCGCACCUCAGCUCGUGCGCCUCGCAGCGGGAGGCGGCGGCCAUGACCUCUUCUCUGGCCCACCACCAUCACCCGCUGCACCCGCACCACUGGGCGGCGGCCUUCCACCACCUCCCGGCAGCCCUGCUCCAGCCCAACGGACUCCACGCCUCGGAGUCCACGCCCUGUCGCCUGUCCACCACUUCGGAAGUGCCUCCCGCCCACGGCUCCGCCCUCCUCACCGCCACGUUCGCCCACGCGGAUUCCGCCCUGCGGAUGCCCGCAACGGGCAGCGUCGCCCCCUGCGUGCCGCCUCUCUCCACGUCUCUGCUGUCCCUCUCCGCCACCGUCCACGCGGCCGCGGCCGCAGCCACCGCAGCUGCGCAUAGCUUCCCUCUGUCCUUCGCCGGGGCGUUCCCCAUGCUCCCCCCAAACGCAGCUGCCGCCGUGGCAGCUGCCACAGCCAUCAGCCCGCCCUUGUCGGUAUCAGCCACGUCCAGCCCUCAGCAGACGGGCAGUGGGACAAACAGUAAACCUUAUCGACCCUGGGGCACAGAAGUAGGAGCUUUUUAAGUUUUCACGGAACUCCUCGCAGUAGCAACUGAAUGUCCUUCAUUUCCGAGUCAGCUUAAAACCUCUGCAACCCUGGAAGUAGCCAUAGAGAUGUCUGCAGACCCACAGAGAACAGUCAAGCUGUUUGAGACACAAACCUCACAAGUGGAAAUGUGGUAUUAUCUUUUUUUGUUUUUUUCUCUGUUUUGGUUUAAGGCUAUUUGGUAACUUGACAUCAGCAACUUUUGAAAACUUCACACUUGUUUCCAUUUAGAAGUUUCCUGGAAAAUAAUAUGGACCAUACCAUUCAGCAGUGCAUCAGGAUGUCUGAAUUGGGGAAGAAAAAUGACCUGACUCAAUUCUCUUGAAACUAGAUGGGAAAAAAAAAUUUGUGUUUCGUAAGUGCCUGAGCUAGUAAAGUUUUCUUUUGAACAUACAACAUUGCACAAGUAGAGAAGAGUGUAGAGGUUGGGUUAAGAAAGGAUAAGGGACUGAAGCCCUGCAUUAGGCUGCAGAUACUUUAGUACAACCCAAGAGAAGAGCACUCUGUUGAAACCAGCAGGUUUUUAUUGGCCAAAAGGAUUGCUGAAAAUAAUUUUCAAGUUGAAAGUCCUAGUUUUAUCUUAGUUUGCUUUCUUUGUACAGACUUGCCAAGUGGUGACAUUUAGCAAUGCAUUCGUGUAAGCAAUUAUUACAUCAGUGCUCAGAUUAACAAGCAUUUCUGCCCUGCCUGCAGACCCCCAGGCAUUUUCUUUCAUGGCUCAAAACGUGGUGCUUCUUUAUAUAAACCAUGCAUUUAUAGGUUGUACCUAGAAGCAAUUGCUUACUAUGUGCCCACCAGAGGCUAUCUGACUGAUGCCAACUUGAAAACUCUCCAGUUGUAAAACUUUAAUUUAUUCUGUAUCAUUUGGACAAUUUUUACAUAUUUAUCUUAUUGAUUUCAUCCCAAUAACAUGUAAAAUCUGUUGUCACCUUUUGGUAAGAAGUUGCAUUUCUGGAAGUGAUGAGGCAGGGAGAGAACGAUGGUAAGAGAAAAGCCACGAUUUUUAAAUGUCCGUUGUCAGGCUUGUGAUUGCAUUUGAUCCCAAAUCAAGAUGAAUGUAUUCAAUGGGAUGUACAUAAAUUAUUUUUGUCCAUGCCUAGACUAGUGCUACAUAAUGUGUUUUGGUUUUGUUGUUCUUGUUUUGUUUAACGACAAAAUAAUCUCUUAAUACUUUGAAAUUGAGCACCUGAGAUUUUAUGUUUGAAAGACAAAGACACAGCAUGUAUUAUUAUGCACUUCAUUUCUCUGCUGUGUGGAGAAAGCAAUAAACAUUAUGAGAAUGUUAAACAUUAUGCAAAAUUAUACUUUUAAAUAUUUGUUUUAAAAAUUACUGUACCUAGUCUUCUAUGCAUUACUUUGUAACCUUUUUCUAUGCAAAAGUCUACAUAUCACUAAUUAAAUGAAGUCCUUUUUGACCA
This is a messenger RNA of Cervus elaphus (red deer), 2662 nucleotides long. It is a transcript of the gene HEY2, whose product is annotated as hes related family bHLH transcription factor with YRPW motif 2. The coding region runs from base 209 to 1222 and encodes 337 amino acids. Gene Ontology annotation, biological process: regulation of transcription by RNA polymerase II; Notch signaling pathway; regulation of neurogenesis. The record is from RefSeq and is a predicted model, not a curated record. NCBI's taxonomy places the organism in Eukaryota, Metazoa, Chordata, Mammalia, Artiodactyla, Cervidae. Gene Ontology annotation, cellular component: nucleus. Gene Ontology annotation, molecular function: protein dimerization activity; DNA-binding transcription factor activity, RNA polymerase II-specific; RNA polymerase II cis-regulatory region sequence-specific DNA binding. The transcript has 5 exons.